Molecule: messenger RNA, 750 nt
Organism: Saccoglossus kowalevskii
Lineage: Eukaryota; Metazoa; Hemichordata; Enteropneusta; Harrimaniidae
Product: CD9 antigen-like
Cellular component (GO): plasma membrane
Source: RefSeq, a predicted model, not a curated record
AUGUUGGAUGAUGUUGAAUAUGUGGAGCGACGACUACGAGAACAACAAAAUCUGAAAAAAUGGGACACUAUCAGCCCUGAGACUGAUACAAUUUUAGGUAGUGGUUUAGUGGCUGUUGGAUUAUGGCUACGUCUUGACCCUGUUACUCAGCAAUAUGUGAAUUCUGUGGAGGGAUUAGAUCAAUACUACUAUGGCACAUAUGCAAUGAUGGGGUGUGGUGCUUUCAUGAUCCUGGUUGGGUUCCUAGGAUGUUGUGGUGCCUGCUGUGAAAGCCAGUGUCUUCUCUGCAUGUAUGUUGUUUUACUCGUCUGUUUGUUCCUCAUGGAAGUUGGUGGCGGUGUUUGGGCUUACUUCCAUAAAGAUAAGGUGAAGGAAGUUAUUACAGAGGGACUGAUGACUACAGUGAAAGAUGUCUAUGGUAAAGAAGGGUCUGGCGAAGUGGCCACUAAAGCUCUUGAUAGCCUGCAGAGUGAUCUAAAAUGCUGUGGAGCCAGUGCACCAACUGACUGGUAUAAUUCGUAUUACUCCGAUGAAGUAAGCACUUUGUCUUUAAUUUACUCGGUUCCUGACAGCUGCUGUAAAGAUGUGACUGGUUGUUCGGAGAAAUUGAUUACAGAGGUUAAGAGGAAUUAUGUUUUAAUUGCUGGUAUUGGCAUUGGUGUGGGCAUUGUACAGGUACUGGGCAUAAUAUUUGCACUAUGUAUGUGCUGUGCAUUAAGAAGAGGUGGAAGUGGCAAGGACUAUGCAUAA